Molecule: messenger RNA, 1610 nt
Organism: Prionailurus viverrinus (fishing cat)
Lineage: Eukaryota; Metazoa; Chordata; Mammalia; Carnivora; Felidae
Gene: FOXA2
Product: forkhead box A2
Exons: 2
Coding region: 46-1437 (463 amino acids)
Biological process (GO): cell differentiation; anatomical structure morphogenesis; regulation of transcription by RNA polymerase II
Molecular function (GO): protein domain specific binding; RNA polymerase II cis-regulatory region sequence-specific DNA binding; DNA-binding transcription factor activity, RNA polymerase II-specific
Source: RefSeq, a predicted model, not a curated record
GGUGAUUGCUGAUCGUUUGUUGUGGCUGUUAAAUUUUAAACUGCCAUGCACUCGGCUUCCAGUAUGCUGGGAGCGGUGAAGAUGGAAGGGCACGAGCCGUCUGACUGGAGCAGCUACUAUGCCGAGCCCGAGGGCUACUCCUCGGUGAGCAACAUGAACGCCGGCCUGGGGAUGAACGGCAUGAACACGUACAUGAGCAUGUCCGCGGCCGCCAUGGGCAGCGGCUCGGGCAACAUGAGUGCCGGCUCCAUGAACAUGUCGUCGUACGUGGGCGCGGGCAUGAGCCCGUCCCUGGCCGGUAUGUCCCCCGGGGCGGGCGCCAUGGCUAGCAUGGGCGGCUCGGCCGGGGCGGCCGGCGUGGCGGGCAUGGGGCCGCACCUGAGUCCCAGUCUGAGCCCGCUCGGGGGGCAGGCGGCCGGAGCCAUGGGCGGCCUGACCCCUUACGCCAACAUGAACUCCAUGAGCCCCAUGUACGGGCAGGCGGGCCUGAGCCGCGCGCGCGACCCCAAGACGUACCGGCGCAGCUACACGCACGCCAAGCCGCCCUACUCCUACAUCUCGCUCAUCACCAUGGCCAUCCAGCAGAGCCCCAACAAGAUGCUGACGCUGAGCGAGAUCUACCAGUGGAUCAUGGACCUUUUCCCCUUCUACCGGCAGAACCAGCAGCGCUGGCAGAACUCUAUCCGCCACUCGCUGUCCUUCAACGACUGCUUCCUCAAGGUGCCCCGCUCGCCCGACAAGCCCGGCAAGGGCUCCUUCUGGACCCUCCACCCCGACUCGGGCAACAUGUUCGAAAACGGCUGCUACCUGCGCCGCCAGAAGCGCUUCAAGUGCGAGAAGCAGCUGGCCCUGAAGGAAGCCGCAGGCGCCACAGGAGGCGGCAAGAAGGCGGCCUCCGGGGCCCAGACCUCGCAGGGUCAGCUCGGGGAGGCCGCCGGGCCGGCCUCCGAGACUCCGGCGGGCACCGAGUCGCCCCACUCGAGCGCCUCCCCGUGCCAGGAGCACAAGCGAGGGGCCUUGGGGGAGCUGAAGGGGACGCCGGCUGCGGCCCUGAGCCCCCCGGAACCGGCGCCCUCGCCCGGGCAGCAGCAGCAGGCGGCGGCCCACCUGCUGGGCCCUCCCCAUCACCCAGGCCUGCCGCCCGAAGCCCAUCUAAAGCCGGAGCACCACUACGCCUUCAACCACCCCUUCUCCAUCAACAACCUCAUGUCCUCGGAGCAGCAGCACCACCACAGCCACCAUCACCACCAGCCCCACAAAAUGGACCUCAAAGCCUACGAACAGGUGAUGCACUACCCUGGCUACGGUUCCCCUAUGCCGGGUAGCCUGGCCAUGGGUCCGGUCACGAACAAAGCGGGCCUGGAUGCCUCGCCCCUGGCCGCAGACACCUCCUACUACCAGGGGGUGUACUCCAGGCCCAUAAUGAACUCUUCUUAAGAAGAAGGCUGCAGCCGGCUAGCCGGGGACAAGGACAAGAGAGAGAGAAAGUGGGGAGAAUUUGAGGAAGCGGUGUUGGAGAGAGCCAAGGGAGAAGAAAUCCAUUACUCCCCAUCCCAAGGACAGCAGUCUCCCCUCACCUUCCCUCCCAAACAGCUCUUCCCUCCCAAACA